Alnus glutinosa is the source of this 700-nucleotide messenger RNA. RefSeq lists its product as uncharacterized. NCBI's taxonomy places the organism in Eukaryota, Viridiplantae, Streptophyta, Magnoliopsida, Fagales, Betulaceae. The coding region runs from base 50 to 487 and encodes 145 amino acids. The record is from RefSeq and is a predicted model, not a curated record. The transcript is spliced from 2 exons.
AUAUAAAUCAGUUUAUAAGGUAUUCAAUUUACUUGAGACAACCACAAACAUGAAGAAUGGGGUGAAGGAAGUUCAUGUGGUGAUCAUGAUGAUGUUACUGCAGAUUGUAGCUGCGGGAGUUAAUGUAGCAGAAGCUGAUGAGAUUUCUCCUUCCGCGUCUCCAACAUCUUCCCCUCCCACUCUUCCUCCCUCUCCAUUUGCUACGCCCUUUCUCUCUCCACUGGAUGAAACUUGUGCUCACGUAAAAUGUGCUGAGGAAUGUGAUCUCUUUUGCUUUUACCCUGGAUUAUUUCCUAAAAUGGCAUACAUGGAAUGUAUUCGAUCUUGUAUGGAUCGUUGUGCUCAAAGGUUUCGACUUCCAACAGUACCAUCCGACAUCCUGACUCUUGGUUGUCCGAAGUUCUUGACAAACAUUUUUGAACAUGUCCUAGAGGCCAUGAAAAGUGCUGGAAGGAAGAAAGUGAAAGAGUUGCCAGGUCGCUUCUAGGUUGUGGUUCUACUGCGGACAAGUUAAGUUUGCUUACUAUAUAAACUUUGGCUUGUUUUUGCUUUUUACGAGCUUGACAACAAGCUUGUAAUCCUCAAAUAAGAUUUUGGACUUGUGCUUAUGCUUACAUGUGAUUCCUAAUCAAAUCCUUUCUCAUAUCUCCUUGUAAAUUUACGAGCUUAUAUCAUAGUAUUUAGAUUAAACUUGCAUGUA